Messenger RNA from Anneissia japonica, 2625 nucleotides. RefSeq names its product calcium-activated chloride channel regulator 1-like. The coding region runs from base 1 to 2625 and encodes 874 amino acids. The transcript is spliced from 9 exons. Lineage: Eukaryota; Metazoa; Echinodermata; Crinoidea; Comatulida; Comatulidae. The record is from RefSeq and is a predicted model, not a curated record.
AUGGAUAAACGGUUAUCAACCUCGGCAUUUUUAUUUUAUAUAUGUAUUGUUAUAGUGGCUAGUUCAAAAACUCGCAAUCAGGUAGUUUUGGAAAAUAACGAGUACACGAACGUCCUCAUUGCUAUUAAUAAAAACGUUACAUACGACCAAGAAAUCAUUGACAAAAUAAAGGAAAUAUUUACCAGUGGAUCUUCGAGACUAUUUGAAGCCACAGACAGUCGUGCUUAUUGGAAAAGCAUUACAAUUUUGGUCCCGAAAUCGUGGGAACAUAGACCAGAGUACGAAGUUGUCAAUACAGAGAGUUUCGAUAGGGCUAAUAUUAUAGUCGAUAUACCCAAUCCUAGAUGGGAAGACAACCCGUACACAAAACAACUUGGAAAAUGUGGAGAAAAGGGAGAGUACAUUCAUUUAACACCAGAUUACUUGCUCAAUCAAGAAUCAAGAAGUACAUCUAUAUGGGGUCCCAUGGACAAAUUGUUGGUUCACGAAUGGGGUCAUCUCCAAUGGGGCCUAUUCGACGAAUAUUCGACUGACGGAUCAGCAGCAUUCUAUGCACAUUCAAAUCAAAACGUUGAAGCAACAAAGUGUUCUCUUGCGAUCAAAGGAGAAUAUGUGAAUAUAAAUACCCAAAAGGAAUGCUAUCUGGACCCGGCUACGGGUGUUUAUCAAAGUGAGUGUGUCUUCUACCCAGACACAACUGGACAAAAGGCAACAGCUUCAAUCAUGUACGGACAAUUUAUCGAUACGGUCAAUACAUUUUGCCAUAGUGAUCCCAGCGAUCCACCGGGUUAUCACGACGUUGAAGCUCCACACAAACACAACACUCUGUGCAACUAUAAAAGUUCAUGGGACGUCAUGCUGGAAUCAGCCGACUUUAAAAAUGGCAACAACCCACCACUUCAAGGAGAUGUAGAUACAACACCAACUUUUCGUAUUGUCCAACCGACCGACAGACGGGUGGUGUUGGUAUUAGAUACGUCGGGGAGUAUGUCGGGCGAUCGUAUUCUGCAACUUUAUCAAGCUUCAAGACACUACUUGCUAUACACCAUUGACAAGGGCAGUUACGUCGGCAUAGUUGAAUUUUCAUCUUCCGCCAGCGUCUUAUCUGAACUGGUCUUAAUAUUUAAUGAAGUGUCACGAAAUAGACUAGUAGCAAAAUUACCAAUGUCCGCGAAUGGAGGGACCGCCAUAGAGUACGGUGUUUUAUUGGCAAUUGAUGUGUUAUCACGUGAUGGAGAAGAUCCAGCUGGAAGCUACCUUCUUGUAAUUAGCGAUGGGAUAAAUCAUGACCAAUAUGGCAUCAGUGGUAUUCUGGAUGACGUCAAAGACGCUGGAGUUAUCAUUGAUACAAUUGCAUUUACUAACUAUGCUGACAGUGACCUUGAAGAUCUUAGUGAUAUUUCUGGUGGAAUACCUUAUUAUUUCGACGGUAACGAUGAUAUAUCGGUCCUCAACAACGCAUUUACCGCCACCGUCACGAGUAGACCAGAUCUAAGUUCACAGGACCUUCCAAUAAUACUUUACAGUGAUGGCCUAGAGAUAAAAUCAUAUAGCACCGUCACUGACAGUGUCUAUAUCGACUCGUCUGUCGGGCUCGAGACGGUCUUCAGUUUCUCAUGGCUCAACUCUGGUAUUAAGGUAUUUUUGAAAUCACCUACUGGACAACUGGUUAAUCAGACAUUGUACAACACUGAUUAUGCAUCGAAUACUAUAACAAUCGGAAUACCCGGUAAAGCAAUGAUAGGACAGUGGGAGUUCAACGUGACAAAUACAUAUUAUUAUUCAGAUAUUGUUACUGUAAGUGUCCAGUCUAAGAAAUCAUCUGAAGAAGAACCAAUAGAAGUUGUCGCAAUUGUUGGCGAUCCAUCCGUAAACUACACAGGAAACCCAAACCCCAUCAUUUAUGCAAUGGUCACACAAAGCUAUUUACCCGUGAUCAACGCACACGUGACUGCAAUCAUUGACGGUCCGUCGAAUACUCCCAUGGAAUUGAAACUUCUUGAUAACGGAGCCAGCGCCGACAUCACCAAAGAUGACGGAGUAUAUUCAGGCUACUUCCUAGACAUAUCGGGAGAUGGUCGAUAUAGUGUAACCAUCAAAGUUGACAACUCAGCCCAGACAGCUACUGUGAACACGGCAAAAUUAACAGGCUCACUACCGAUCAAACCAGCAUCAAGAUAUGAACUUAAAAUAUCAAAAAGCUUCUCCGAACUUCAGAGAAAUUUCGUACAUGCAAGUGAAAUUACAAACGCUGACGUCAUUCAAGGAAACAUAGAAAUUGUCAAUCCAGCCGGUGUUGUCGAAAAGAUAACAGUAAAAGUGUCAGUAAGCGGACAAAAUUUAACAUAUUUUUUUGCCAUUCGCGCCCAUGACGAAUCAGGAAAUUAUGGAGAUGUUUCCAACAUUGUAUCUGCUAACAUGGAAUAUAUUCCCCCAAUUCCUGUUGAAGAAGAUGAAAAGAAAACAAUUCUUUGGGUGACACUCGGUGUCGUUUUACUCAUAAUUGUAUUUGUUAUUCUUAUUUGUUGUUGUAAAAAGAAAAACAAGGUCAAAAACAAGGUCGAAGACAACCCGGAUAGCCAGAAUAAAGAAAAUGAUCCAGACGUCAUAAUUCAUGAUACCUGA